GCGUCCAGCUCGACUUGACUGCUUGUCGCGAUACCCGUCAUAACUGUUGUAAGCUAUGUCGUCUCUCAAGAACUCCCUACACAGGAAGACGCACAAGGAGCGUUCGCAGCUUUCGCACCGGACACGCCUCGGUUUCCUCGAGAAGCACAAGGACUAUGUGCUCCGCGCGCGCGACUACCACUCGAAGCAGGACCGGAUAAACCUCUUGCGGGAGAAAGCUGCGACGAGGAACAAGGAUGAGUUCUACUUCUCGAUGACGAAGGAGAAGACGGAGGGUGGUGUACAUGUGAAAGAUAGAGGGGCUCAAGCAUUGCCAACGGACAUAGUGAAAGUGCUCAAGACGCAGGACGAGAACUACCUGCGCACCAUGAGGGCCGCGGGGCUGAAGAAAAUUGACAAGCUGAAGAGCCAGCUGACCCAGCUUGCGGACCUCCUAAAGCCCGGAAUGCUGAACGGCGAGGACGACGCAGACGAGCUUGACGAGCAGGAGCUCGAGGCUCUGCGGGAAGCGGGCGUUAUUGCCCCGGAACCGAAGAGAGCCCGCCGGAAGUCCCACAGCAAUAAGGGAAAACAUGUGUUGUUUGCGGAGGAUGCGGCAGAAGCCCGGCAAUAUGCUGCUUCUAGUCGCAAAUCCUCGGAUUCGCAAGAGGACGUCAAGAUGGACGUGUCCGUAGAAAGCGCCGUGGACCUUGGCUGGAAAGCGCCUGCGGAGGCGAAGCGGAAGAGGAGAAAGUCGAAGGCGGAUGCAGAUGCUGAAGAGACGACGCUCGACCAGAGCUCAAUACAAACGGCAGAACAAGCGAAGGAGCAUCGCACACGCCUCUUGAAAGAGCUCUCUGCACGUCUCGUACGAGACCGCCACCUGCGCUACGCGGAGCGCGAGAUGGAGAUGCAACGCGCGUUAAUGGGCAAAGGUGGAGCGAAAAAGAUGAGCGGAGUAGAGAAAGUCACUCAGGAUGGCGACUCGGACGAUGAGGACGAGGACCGGGGUCCUAAGAAGGUCGACGAGCAGACCUGGAAGCCGAGAGUCUACAAGUGGCGCAUCGAGCGCAAGAGGUAGUAGUGGAAUGUAUCCCGGCUCAUAUCUGUCGUUUGUGUCUGUCUUUGCUUUGCUAUGAUAUCACGCAUGCAGUCGUCACAAUCGAGACUAUACUUUGAACCGCA
Molecule: messenger RNA, 1164 nt
Organism: Trametes versicolor FP-101664 SS1
Lineage: Eukaryota; Fungi; Basidiomycota; Agaricomycetes; Polyporales; Polyporaceae
Product: small-subunit processome
Exons: 5
Coding region: 56-1060 (334 amino acids)
Biological process (GO): rRNA processing
Cellular component (GO): small-subunit processome; nucleolus
Source: RefSeq, a predicted model, not a curated record